Molecule: messenger RNA, 1160 nt
Organism: Pseudophryne corroboree (corroboree frog)
Lineage: Eukaryota; Metazoa; Chordata; Amphibia; Anura; Myobatrachidae
Gene: ARL2
Product: ADP ribosylation factor like GTPase 2
Exons: 6
Coding region: 233-787 (184 amino acids)
Biological process (GO): protein folding
Cellular component (GO): microtubule cytoskeleton; cytoplasm
Molecular function (GO): GTPase activity; GTP binding
Source: RefSeq, a predicted model, not a curated record
AGAACAGAAGAGACGGAAGUGUACUGCACAACACACAGUACAUGACUGGACAGGAGUCAUUCAUCGCCGGCUGCCCCCAGUCCCUGCACAGUAGCAGCCCGACAACCUCAACAACGCUCCGAUUGGCAGUUUCAGUCACUGAAGUGGACGCAUCGGUUUGACCUAGGAGAGCUUAUUGGUUGGGCAUUACGUCACAGCGGAGCGACAAGGAAGCAGUGAUCUCUGCGGCAGUAUGGGGCUCCUGACCAUUUUAAAGAAAAUGAAACAGAAGGAGCGAGAAGUCCGGCUGCUCAUGUUAGGGCUAGACAACGCCGGGAAGACCACAAUUCUGAAGAAGUUUAAUGGUGAAGAUAUAAGCACUAUUUCACCAACACUUGGAUUCAACAUCAAAACAUUGGAGCACAGAGGGUUCAAGCUGAAUAUGUGGGACGUUGGAGGUCAAAAGUCCCUGCGUUCCUAUUGGAGAAAUUACUUUGAGAGCACAGAUGGUUUAAUCUGGGUGGUUGACAGCGCUGAUCGCGCAAGGUUACAGGACUGCGCUCGAGAACUGUCUGGGCUUCUGCUGGAAGAGAGGUUGUCUGGAGCAACAUUACUGGUGUUUGCCAAUAAGCAGGACUUGCCUGGUGCCUUGUCUAAAGAUGCCAUCUGUGAGGCCCUCGAGUUGGAUAACAUUAAGACGCAUCACUGGUGCAUACAAGGCUGUAGCGCGGUGACCGGAGAAAACCUCCUUCUAGGGAUAGACUGGUUAUUGGAUGAUAUCUCCAGUCGCAUCUUUACCGCAGACUGACGGACGAGAUGCAGCAAGUGGAGACUGACGGACACAGCGGCUUAUUUAUUAUUUUGUGUAACAACGCCUAACAUGGCUGUGGCGGUCAGAGAGAAGCUGCGGAGCAGGCCACGGGGCAGAGGCGGCUUACUGGCAUGAUCGGCCCAUAAGUGGAAUUGGGCACAUUUUUUCAGUGACUUAAUUCAUAUUUUACAAUUUAAGAGGAUACGCCUGAACACACACAGGAGCUAACACAGUAAUGACCCGUCUUACAUUAAUCUCCAGAGGGAAGGGACUGUUUUAUUGCACUUAUGUGUGUUGAAGCUUUUAUUUACAUGUGGUAAUUGUGCCACAAAUGCACUUCUCCAAUAAAAUACAAGAUACAUCCUGUUCA